AUGGCCACUCAAGAGUCCACCGCUCUGGGCGUCGAGAAGGCCGAUGCCAAUGCCACCCACACCAGCGGCUCCGCGCCCGUCAACGGCGCCACUGCCACUCAGCGCUACGACUACGGCGGCAACCCGCAGGCUCGCGCCCACCUUGGAGAAGAUGCUCGGCUUCCCGCCUUCGGCGGUGAGUUCCAGCCCGGUCUCUACAAGGAGACCACGCACCGCAAGUUCGCCAACCCGGCGCCCCUCGGUCUCUGCGCUUUCGCCCUCACCACCUUCGUCCUGUCGGCCGUCAACCUCGAGGCCCGGGGUGUGACUGCUCCCAACAUUGCCGUUCCCUUGGCCCUUGGCUACGGCGGCCUUGUCCAGCUGCUUGCUGGCAUGUGGGAAAUGGCUGUGGGCAACACCUUCGGUGCCACCGCCCUGUCCUCGUACGGCGGCUUCUGGAUCGCCUACGGCAUUCUCCUGACUCCCAGCUGGAACAUCCCAGGGACCUACGCCACGGCGGGUAAGGCGGCCGGUGACCCUCUGCAGGUGGACAGCGCUCUCGGAUUCUUCCUGACCGGCUGGUUCAUCUUCACGACGAUCCUCCUGCUCUGCACUCUCCGGUCCACCAUCAUGUUCUUCCUGCUGUUCUUCACCCUCGACUUGGCAUUCCUCAUGCUCAUGUGCGGCCACUACGCGUCCAACAACGGCAACGCCGCUAUGAGCGUUUCCCUGAAGAAGGCCGGUGGUGGGUUCGGCAUGCUUGCAGCGUUUUUGGCCUGGUACAACGCCUUCGCUGGUAUUGCUGACACGAGCAACUCGUUCUUCCUCAUCCCAGUCUUCCACUUCCCCUGGUCUGACAAGGGCCGUGAGGCGAGACUGGCCAAGACGGCUAGCCAUAUGGCCUAA
Messenger RNA from Phialemonium atrogriseum, 885 nucleotides. Its product is annotated as GPR1/FUN34/yaaH family-domain-containing protein. Lineage: Eukaryota; Fungi; Ascomycota; Sordariomycetes; Cephalothecales; Cephalothecaceae. Gene Ontology annotation, cellular component: plasma membrane. Gene Ontology annotation, molecular function: acetate transmembrane transporter activity. Bases 1 to 885 code for a protein of 294 amino acids. The transcript is spliced from 3 exons. The record is from RefSeq and is a predicted model, not a curated record.